Messenger RNA from Dictyostelium purpureum, 1383 nucleotides. RefSeq lists its product as uncharacterized. The record is from RefSeq and is a predicted model, not a curated record. The transcript has a single exon. Lineage: Eukaryota; Evosea; Eumycetozoa; Dictyosteliales; Dictyosteliaceae. The annotation marks the transcript as partial.
UCAAUUGGAAAGAUAAUAAUAUUGUUUUUAUUGGUUCAUAUUAUAGUUACAACACCCUCGACUAUUUCAAUUUCGGUAGAUACAGCUGAUUGCAUUGUUAGCUCUGCAACAUUUUAUAAAAUAAACUGUACUAUUUCAAGCUCAGUACCAUCAGGAAAUUCUAUAUCAGCAUUGGUAAAAGUAGGUGAAAUUUCUUCUACAGUAUUAAUUUCCAGUAACCAAGUAACUUUUUUUAAUAAUUGUGGCUGUGUAAACGGGGAUUGUAAUCCCAACGAUGGAACCUGCAAAUGCUACUCCAAUCCAUAUCCAUGGGGAGGUAGUGAAUGUGAUAUACCUUUACAUUAUGUCUCAUCUAUUGAUGAGUCAUAUACGGAAGGCGGAAAUGCUACGUUCUAUGGUUGGUUUAGUAAUACCCAUAACAAUUUGUAUAUUUUCAUUGGCAAUGAAUCUUGCUCCCCAAUUUAUGAAACUACAAAUGAUAGGUUAGUCUGCAAAGCACCACCCAAAAAAGGAUCCUUCAUAGUUUUUAUUUAUCAAAAUUAUCAGCGUUGGUAUAGUGAAAAAAUUUUAUAUAAUUAUAAAGAACAUUCAUUUGAGUGCCCAAAUAAUUGUACUGGCUCAGUAAAUGGAAGGUGUAAUGGAACCACCGGAUAUUGUUUAUGUAAUAGUGGAUAUGAUGGCCCAGAUUGCAGCAUCGUAAAUCCCAACGACAAAAAUGAAAACUUACCAGGAAAUGAAAACAAUAUUAAUAAAACAACCGGAUCAACUACAAUAAAAAAUGAAAAAACAUCAUUCGAUAUAUCAAUCUAUUCUCUUAUUGAAUUUGAUAUUUUAGGUACACAAGUUUCAAACUAUUCAUUAAAAUCAAAUUGGGAAAUAAAAGAUAGUGGUAACAAUUCAAUCUAUCCAUUUAGCCAAACAAUUCAAGAUCAAAAGUGCCAAAUCGAUUAUAUUAUAGAAGAAAUUAAACAGGAUAAAAUUAUUUCAUUUGCCGAUAUCGACUUUAAAGUAAGCAGUGGCUCAGUUAAAAUGACAAUUAUUAUCUCAAACUAUCAAUAUGCAAACUAUUUAAAUACACUACAGCUUUUAAUGGAAUCAUCGGUAUUGGAUAACCCAAAUGAUAGAAACUGUAAUAGUGAAGAUACAAAAAUCGAUACAAUUUCAAACCAAAUCGAUUCUUUAUCCUUUAUUACAAUUAGAAAAAACUCUAAAUUAUUAAAUGGAAGAAUCCUUGACCGUAUUAUUUCUGAUGAUAGACCAUCCUCGAUUUCAACAUCGAUUGUAUCAAAAAAUAACAACUCAAUUAUUAUUGGAAUGAAUCUUCCACGUUGUAAAGUUUGCAAAAUUGAUCCAGGUAUUUAUAAAAAUAUCAAUACACACUAA